CGGAAAGUCAUCUCACCAGACCCAUGUGACCGGAAAUCACAGCCUCAGUGUCCUCCAUAUACGUUGCUAAUUUGCGGCAUUCAUCAGAUCAGCCAUUGGCGACCUCAAUCAAGCUCGUUUAUAUCUCUCUUCUGCCGCAACCCAGUUCCGCAAUUCCACUGAUAGUGUCGAAAAACGAGAACCCAGUUGGAUUAAUCUGCGGAACCAUGUCGAAUCCGGCGGAGUUCUCCGAUGGAAGGAGGGCCGGCAAGUCGCCGGAAAAGUCCAACUUCGCGCAGACUUGCAACCGGCUGAGUCAGUACCUCAAGGAAAGGGGUAACCUGAGAAAUCUCGGCCUUGAAAUGGCUGGGAAGCUGGAACCUAAAGCCACAAAAAAUUUGCUUCCGAACAUGGAAAACCCCGGCGAAACGGCAACACAACAUGGGCAUAUGGAUCUCCUUAAAGAUUCACCGGAAAAUACAAACAAGGCCGCUUCCGGCAGGAAGCCGGUGACGAUCGACUUGGAACCGGAAACAGCCCAAAUGACGAUUUUUUACGGGGGGAAAGUUCUGGUGUUUGAUAGUGUUCCGGCCGAGAAAGCGACGGAGCUCAUGGCGUUGGCCGGCGGCGGGGAAAGCCGGGUGAAUUCCAGCGAGUCUCGGCAGGCGGCUGGGCCAAAUCCUGGCCCAGAACAAGCUCAGCCACAGCCUAAUAAAGCGAUUGGUUCUGGCGUGCCCAUAGCAAGAAGAGCUUCGCUCCACCGGUUCAUGGAGAAGAGGAAAGACAGGGUGACUGCGAGAGCGCCAUACCAAGUACAGGGGGGACCAUCCACAUCCAGGUCCAAGGACGAUGAAGAACUUGCACUCAAGUUAUAGCCCUGCUGGAUGAAACCCAUCAAUUUUUCCUCUUUCCACUGUUUCUUACCAUCCAAACAAGCCCUUAGAAUUAACAUAACAAUUAAUUCCCCCUAUUUAGGGUUUCUUUUCUUAUUAGGCUGUCACUUUCUGUAGAUGCUAUAUAUGUUAAUGGACUUGUAGUCCCCCCAGUUUGAAGCUUCCUAGCUAGCAGCUAGCUUUGUCCUAACUUAGACAUUACAUGAAUUAAAUCCCAUUUCCCAUUGGUGGUUCAGUAUA
Molecule: messenger RNA, 1112 nt
Organism: Diospyros lotus (date-plum)
Lineage: Eukaryota; Viridiplantae; Streptophyta; Magnoliopsida; Ericales; Ebenaceae
Product: jasmonate ZIM domain-containing protein 1-like
Exons: 5
Coding region: 207-854 (215 amino acids)
Biological process (GO): regulation of defense response; response to wounding; regulation of jasmonic acid mediated signaling pathway
Cellular component (GO): nucleus
Source: RefSeq, a predicted model, not a curated record